Messenger RNA from Salarias fasciatus (jewelled blenny), 4914 nucleotides. RefSeq names its product protein phosphatase 1, regulatory subunit 13Bb (gene ppp1r13bb). Gene Ontology annotation, molecular function: p53 binding. The record is from RefSeq and is a predicted model, not a curated record. The coding region runs from base 278 to 3892 and encodes 1204 amino acids. Lineage: Eukaryota; Metazoa; Chordata; Actinopteri; Blenniiformes; Blenniidae. Gene Ontology annotation, biological process: regulation of apoptotic process. Gene Ontology annotation, cellular component: nucleus. The transcript is spliced from 22 exons.
GGAGUGGUCGGCGGCGUGUUGAUCGUCACGCCCAACAACAUCAUGUUCGAUCCCCACAAGUCGGACCCGGUGGUGAUCGAGCACGGCUGUGAGGAGUACGGCCUCAUCUGCCCCAUGGAGGAGGUCGUCUCCGUGGCGCUGUACGACGACGUGUCGCGCAUGAAGCUCAAAGACACUCUGCCAUCGCCCGGCGAGUGGGAGCAGCUGCCGUCAGAGAGGGAGCUCAAUCCCUUCAGCCGCUACGAAGCCAUGGAUCCCAAACGGGCGAUCGUUUUGGAUGACAUCGAAUCGGCCCUGUCCGAAAUCGGGAAUGCGGAGAAUGAUCAGUCGGACAAGUCUCCAUCAGAUGAAGGCUUUACAGAGCUGGAGCCCACCAUCAACGGGAGCACCGAGGAGAGAGAGGGGGCGUCCUGCCUUACUCUCCAAGGAGAGCCCCAUCUGGGCAAAGGAGCAUCACCCGCCGCCAAAGAAGGAGAGGAGGAGGAAACGGAGGGCGAGCAGGAGAUCCAAGAGUAUGGGCAGACGCAACUUAGUGAGGGCGAUGAUAUUGACGGUGUACCUCAGCGAUGGGGAGCAGGCCGUGUCUGAGGUGCCCAUCACUCCCGAGACCACGUGCCGCGACGUGGUCGAGUUCUGCAAAGAGCCCGGCGAGAGCGGCUGUCACCUGGCCGAGGUCUGGAGAGGCAACGAGCGAGCGAUCCCCUUUGAGCACAUGAUGUAUGAACACCUGCAGAAGUGGGGACCUCGGAAGCAAGAGGUCAAGUUCUUUCUGCGGCACGAGGAUUCACCCACGGAGAGCAGCGAUCAAGGGAGUCAGCAAUCUCAGGACCAGACGAGUCGGAGGAGUGGAAACACAGGAGAGAAGCACAAUGAGAACGGGGUGGGGAGCCAGCGUGUGGAGCUCACCCUGUCGGAGCUGCAGGAGAUGGCCACGAGGCAACAGCAACAAAUCGAGGCUCAGCAGCAGAUGCUUGUUGCGAAGGAGCAACGUUUGCGUUACCUGAAGCAGCAGGAGCGGCGCCAGCAGCAGGCCGUGUCUGAGAGCGAGAAGCUGCAGCGGCUAAAAGAGCGCGUUGAGAGCCAGGAGGCCAAGCUGAAGAAAAUCCGGGCAAUGAGGGGACAGGUGGACUACAGCAAGGUCAUCAAUGGCAACCUGUCUGCAGAGAUCGAACAAGUGAGCAGCCUGUUCCAAGAAAAGCAGACGGAGUUGCAGGCUGCGGUUCUGAGGGUGGAGCAGCUCAGCCUGCAGCUGGAGGACCUGCGGAGAGGAAAGCUCAACGGCAUCCAGACCACACUGGGCGGCCAAGUCACUGGCGCCGCAGCGCUAGAGCUUCGCAAACUCUACCAGGAGCUUCAGAUACGGAACAAGUUGAACCAAGAGCAGAACAGCAAGCUGCAGCAACAGAAGGAGCUUCUGAACAAGCGCAACAUGGAAGUGACGCUCAUGGACAAGCGCAUCAGCGAGCUGCGGGAACGCCUCUACAAGAAAAAAGCUGAGGCACGUCAAAAAGAGAACCUUCCUCUGAACAGAGCCAACGGGCCGCCCUCCCCCCAGCCGGCCCCUGGCACUCUGGGCCGCGUCGCUGCCGUCGGGCCCUACAUCCAGGUUCCUGUGCCGGGUCGGCAGGACGGGGGCUACACCCUCCCGCCAGAUCCGCUCAAGCCUCAGACGCUGGGUGUCAAUAACCAAGCCAACCACGGCCGCGCCAAAUCAGACGGUGUGCGAAAGCCUCCCGGCCCUUGGAAAGUGUCUGAUUUAGACAUCGUUGUGGACCCGGUACCCCCAACACUUCCAGAGUCCCACCCGGGCCCUGGAGCCACCACUGGCUCUGACGGCACGUCUCCUAAUGACACCGGCUGGCCUCCUGUUGGUAAGACCAACGCCACCCUAAAGCCUCCUGAGAGACGAGACUCAGGGACCGAUACCCAGGGCAAGAGCCCUCCCUCAGGCUCCCCCGUCGCUCAAAGCGCAGAAAAGGUGCUAGAUUCCAAACUGGGGGUGUCCUCCCCCGCCAUAUCCAAGCCACAGCCUCCGCCGUACGGAUCCCACCUCACCUCCGCCAGCUCAGCCAGCUCCUUGGAGCGCCGCAAAGACGCGCCUCCUCCCCCCCGCCCGCUGCCCAACCCCCCCGCCCCCGCGUGGCCCCGCGUGGCCCCCUCCACCGGCUCGUCCUCCCAGCAGAUCCAGCAGCGCAUCUCGGUGCCGCCGAGCCCCACCUUCCAGCCCAACGCGCCGCUCUUCCCCCCGGGGCUGAGCGAGCGGCUGGACCCCCCGCCGGCCGUGGCGGUGCGCCCCUUCAUCCCGGACAGAGGGUCGCGGCCGCAGUCGCCCCGCAAGGGCCCGCCCACCAUGAACUCCAGCUCCAUCUAUCACAUGUACCUCCAGCAGGCGGCGCCAAAGAGCCAGCCCCUCAAGCCUGCGCUGAAAGCAGUGUAUGGGAAGCCCGUUCUCCCCUCCAGCUCGACGCCCCCCUCGCCGCUGCCGUUCGUCCAGGCCGGAGGAGCCUUCCCGCUGCUCCAGCCCAGCAGCGAAGACUGUUUAGACGGGGACUUCGAGGACCACGAGGGCUUCCAGCACUUGGAGCCAUCAGCGCCCCCCCCCAGCGUGGAGAACAUCCCGCGGCCGCUCAGCCCCACGAAGCUGACGCCCAUGGUGCACUCUCCGCUGCGCUACCAGAGCGACGCCGACCUGGAGGUUCUCCGGAAAAAGCUGGCCAACGCGCCGCGGCCGCUGAAGAAGCGCAGCUCCAUCACGGAGCCGGAGGGCCCCAGCGGGCCCAACAUCCAGAAGCUGCUCUACCAGAGAUUCAACACUCUGGCGGGAGGCAUCGAGGGCAACGGCGUGGGCGGGUCCGGAGGCGGCAACGGCGCAGGGAACGGCACGCCAUUCUACCAGCCGGCCAAUCCCCCCGGGUAUCUGGGCGGAGACCCUCUGGCGGACACAGACAAUGGCAACCUCCUCUUGGAGACGCCGCUAGCGCCGCCGCCGGGCGAGGAGGAGGCGGGGUCCGAGGCCUCGCCCAACCUCACCGACGCCAACGACAACGACCCGGCGGCGGCUUCAGCGGAAGGCCGGGGGGAUCUCGCAGAGGCCGAGGGGCCGGAGGACGACAACAACAACACCCUGGGGGGCCCCGAAGCAUCUCUGCCCAGCCCCGUGCUGGAAGCCAGCACUCCGGAGGAGAGCGGCACCGCGGCCUCGCAAGCACUGGAGAAGCGCACAAACCUCAAGAAGCCCAACUCGGAGCGCACCGGCCACGGCUUCAGGGUGAAGUUCAACCCUCUGGCUCUCCUGCUGGACGCCUCGCUGGAGGGAGAGUUCGACCUGGUCCAGAGAAUCAUCUAUGAGGUGGAGAAUCCCAGCACUCCCAACGACGAGGGCAUCACUCCUCUGCACAACGCCGUGUGUGCGGGGCAUCACCACAUCGUCAAGUUCCUGCUGGAUUUCGGCGUGAACGUCAACGCUGCAGACAGCGACGGCUGGACGCCCCUUCACUGCGCCGCAUCCUGCAACAGUGUUCAUCUCUGCAAGUUGUUGGUCGAGUCGGGGGCGGCCAUCUUCGCCAGCACCAUCAGCGACGUGGAGACUGCUGCAGAUAAAUGCGAGGAGAUGGAGGAGGGUUAUAUCCAGUGUUCUCAGUUUUUAUAUGGCGUUCAGGAGAAGCUCGGCGUGAUGAACAAAGGCACGGUGUACGCCCUGUGGGACUACGAGGCCCAGAGUGCGGACGAGCUGUCAUUCAGCGAGGGAGACGCCAUCACCAUCCUGCGGCGGCAGGACGACAGCGAGACAGAGUGGUGGUGGGCGCGGCUGGAGGACAACGAAGGCUACGUGCCCCGCAACCUGCUGGGGCUCUAUCCAAGAAUCAAACCUCGCCAGCGCUCGCUGGCCUGAUGUCGCUCUCCGCUGGUCUGCGGCCGACCACUGGACUUUGUGACACACAGAAGAGCAGAGAACAAAGAAAAAAACAAAAAAAAAAAGGAGGAGCCCGGUGCUCUUUCUGAUUCCUGUGGCCAUAACCUCUCCCCUCCCUCCCUCCCUCCCUCGUGCUUCUCACAAAAAUCCUUCUCUGAAGCACCAGGCACAAAAUUCCGACACGCAUAUUUAACAUCUGCACACACCACACACGCACACACACAGACACGACGAAACGAAAGCACUCCAAAGCUAUUGAAUUGACUCCAUGCUGACCCCCCCCCCCCAUCAUGCUCCCUACCGAUCGCCCCUGUCAUGGUCCCGACUCGAUUCCCCGCCCCCCCGGUUCAGUGCCAGCUCGGUCAGACGUUAAUACUUGUGUCAGUAUUUCUCACAGUGUUCACAACUCUUCCCUGAUGACGCUGGUUUACAUGACACUGUCCGCUAACUGGAAGUUCGCCUGUAGGGAUGAAAAGUUGCUGAUUUAUUGUCAGUGAAAUGUAAUUUGAGUUAUCGGACGCAAAGUAUUUUUUUAAAGCUAAUUUGACCCUAACGAUAGGAGGGAAGAUGCAGAAAAAAAUGUGCUCUCACUCUAACCUGACCACCAAAGAUGAAUGGAAACUUAACAGGUGUAAUUCUAUUGCUUCCUAAAGUUCAAGGAUAAUCAGUUGAUCUGCUGCUAGGAGUUGAGUUAUGACUAAAGUUCCUCUGGAUAUAGUCAUGAAGCAGAAAAUACAUAUUUUUAAGGAGGAAAUAGACAAAUGGUAUAAAUCUAAAGUAUUUAAAAUGCACUGGCCAGUCUAAAAGAAAUUGAAAAAAAAUCCCACUGUAUUAAUGACUAUAGAUCGAUAGCUCACUCAUUGUCAUAAAUUGCAUUUCACCAACAUCAUUGCAAGAUGUGAUUUUUCAUUUUGAUGUCAUCUGUUCAGAAUCUGGAUGCAGGAUAUUUGUGGAUGUGUGGCAAGAACAUUAAUAAAGCUUAAGUGAGCCUUUGGACAAUA